Aspergillus japonicus CBS 114.51 is the source of this 829-nucleotide messenger RNA. RefSeq lists its product as uncharacterized. The coding region runs from base 214 to 714 and encodes 166 amino acids. The transcript has a single exon. NCBI's taxonomy places the organism in Eukaryota, Fungi, Ascomycota, Eurotiomycetes, Eurotiales, Aspergillaceae. The record is from RefSeq and is a predicted model, not a curated record.
CCGCGGGUUAUCCGCGCGGCUUCAAUCUCCCACCAAAGUGAGGCGGACCGAUCGACGGGCGUCUGUUUCGUUCUCGACCGGCAAAUCGACGGAUGAUGCGAUGCUUACUCUCGCCAUGCACCUUGCCCUUGACCGUGGUGCAUUGAGUCUGUCGCCUUCGAUCGCAUCGCCGUUGUUCAUGCCAUCCGUUCACUUGGGAAUUUGUUGUUCCGGAUGAUCGUCUGCAUGUUUCUUGUUUAUGUGGUUGUUACUGUACUGUACAUUACCUGUGCCAUAUCUCGGGUCCUUGUGUUGUUGCUUUGGUUUUCCUUCUGGACAUGGCUUGCGAGGGGGUUGCCCGCGUGCGACCCUUGCCCAUCAGCAACGCGACCUAGGGCUAUCUUCCUAGGCCGUGUGGCCGUGGCUACCUCGACUACUUGUUCUUCAUUCCUUUUCGCUGCUCUUUUUGCGAUCUGUUUUGGCGUUGGGUGUUUCUUACUGACCUGGAGUUGUGUUCUGAUUAUGCCAUCUCACGCCGCAUCAUGUCAUGUCAUGUCACUCCUUUCUUGCUCGCUUCCGCGUUUUGGUCGAAGCACGAAUGCCGCACUGCGUGCAAUACUCCUGACAGUCUGCGAUUGUCGAGGUGCAGCAGCAGCAGCAGCAGCAACAACAACAGCGCUGGUCGCACACAACCAACACAACCCACCUACGAUGUACUAUACCUGUUCUGUCUGACAUGACGGGAUGCUGUCAAUCACUGUCAACCUGGUCACUGGACUAUGUUUCGAUAUGGGAAUGGAACUGUAUCAUAUGCUGAUUUCGGGUUGGGAUAUCACUUACCUGUAUUGUA